UGCCUUUCGCUUCCCAUGAUGCAAUGUCAUUUCUUUGUUGUUGUUUUUAAGUCGAAUCAUAAUCGUACGUUUAGUUUUCAUCCAAUCAUGCUUGACGCUUGAUAAAGUGAAGUGAAGAUUUGAAAAUGUCAAACCACAAAAUAUACUUUUGUUUAGUUUUUUGCUGCAUCUUUGCUAAUUUUGAUGCAAAAUCCUACAGACCUGUAGCUGUUAUUCAUGGCAUUCUCACAGGGGAUGACAGUAUGGAAGAGAUUACAAAUCACAUUCAAGAGAUGCAUCCGGGAACAUUGAUCAACAACACUGGACGAUACUCUGGUUGGAGCAGCUUAGACCCAAUGUGGAAACAAGUAGAAGAAGUAGGAAAAGAUAUUUUAGCCUUUGGUGCUCAGUUUCCCGAUGGAAUUAAUUUACUGGGUUAUAGUCAGGGAGGAUUGUUAGCUAGAGCAAUUCUGCAAAGAUUUCCUGAACACAACGUUAAAAAUUUUAUUUCUCUCAGUUCUCCACAAGCUGGACAAUACGGAACACGUUUCCUGCACUUAAUUUUUCCAGAUUUAUUCUGUGAAACAGCGUAUGAAUUAUUUUAUUCAAGGCUUGGACAACACACGAGUGUUGGAAAUUAUUGGAAUGAUCCACAUCAUCAAGAAUUAUACUAUAAAUACAGCACAUUUCUUCCAUUAAUCAAUAAUGAGAAAUAUUUUAAUAGUACCAUAAAUCUGAAAGCUGGUAUAACCAAACUAGACAAGAUGGUACUUAUCGGAGGUCCAGACGAUGGAGUCAUUACGCCAUGGCAAAGUGCACAUUUCGGUUAUUAUGAUGGAAAUGAGACUGUCGUAGAAUUAAGAGAUCGUGAGACAUAUCGCGACGAUUUAAUUGGGUUAAAAACCUUAGACAAAAAGAAGAAAUUAAUAAUAUUAUCUGUACCAGGAAUUUCUCAUUAUGAUUGGCAUACGAACGUAUCAAUUGUAGAUCACUUUUUAUUGCCUUAUUUAAACUAAAUCAUCAAAUUCAAUUAGUAAAGUUUGAAUCUCUUCAAUAUGAGAAAAUAGUGAAAUUUAACUGAUACUCAAUAAGUUAAAAGAACUUAGCAAUAUACUAAAAGAUGUGACAAAUAUAUUUGUGAUUUAUGUGCCAAGCAAUAUCGUAACAAAACAAUCGAUACCAAUUGCAUCAAGUUUAAGUUAAUUAUACUUUUAAAGAUCAACCAGACGAUUUUCUAUGAUUAAAUUUCACCGAGUUGAUUCUAUUAUAGGUACCAUUAAAGAAAUGUGACAAUUUGUGUUAAAUAAAAAAUAUUUUUAUAUCUACACAAACGCACAAUAUAAAAUGUAAACAUAUUUAUCGUGAAAGAAGUGAAAAUAUUUUGCCAAAUACAGAAAGUGCGCACUCACAUACUUACACACUUAAAUGAAAUUAUCGGUUUAAAAAAUAAAUAAUACUCAUAAUUAUUGACAAGUCUGA
Molecule: messenger RNA, 1458 nt
Organism: Leptopilina heterotoma
Lineage: Eukaryota; Metazoa; Arthropoda; Insecta; Hymenoptera; Figitidae
Gene: Ppt2
Product: lysosomal thioesterase PPT2 homolog
Exons: 4
Coding region: 126-995 (289 amino acids)
Cellular component (GO): lysosome
Molecular function (GO): palmitoyl hydrolase activity; thiolester hydrolase activity
Source: RefSeq, a predicted model, not a curated record